Drosophila mauritiana is the source of this 553-nucleotide messenger RNA. RefSeq names its product protein aveugle (gene ave). The transcript has 2 exons. The record is from RefSeq and is a predicted model, not a curated record. Lineage: Eukaryota; Metazoa; Arthropoda; Insecta; Diptera; Drosophilidae. Gene Ontology annotation, biological process: cell surface receptor protein tyrosine kinase signaling pathway. Gene Ontology annotation, molecular function: protein binding. The coding region runs from base 45 to 365 and encodes 106 amino acids. Gene Ontology annotation, cellular component: cytoplasmic side of plasma membrane.
UAUUUGUUUUGUUGCUUUUAGCAAGUAAAGGAUUUAAAAACGAAAUGGGUGAAGAAACUAUUAACUCCACACAAAACAAAACCAGAACGAAAACCACGCGACCCAAGGCAGUGUACCUGUGGACAGUGAGCGAUGUGCUCAAGUGGUAUCGCCGCCACUGCGGUGAAUACACCCAGUAUGAACAGCUCUUCGCCCAGCACGAUAUAACCGGAAGGGCUCUACUACGGAUCACAGACUCCUCACUGCAAAGAAUGGGCGUGACGGACAACCGGGAUCGGGAAGCCAUUUGGAGGGAGAUCGUUAAACAGCGACUGAAGACGGACAUCAUGGAAAUCCGGGAUAUGGAGAGGCUCAACAUUUACUAGGAUCACUCUUUUUUUUUUGCUGUAGUUGGCAUAGUUAAAGCUUAUUUUGUAAACUUUUUUUUAAGAUUCUUAGACGCCAUAUCUGGUUUUAGAUUAGACAAUCAAGUAUGAUAUUAAUCAAAUAUAGAAGAAAACAAAAUUCUUCUAUUGCCCAUGAUUGUAUAUAUAAAAAUAAACCUAGAAUGAGA